AUGCAAAGAAUUGUCAGCACGAAUUCUGAUGAAGGCGACGACGACGACUUGCAGAUAAUCAAUAUCGUGACCAACACACGGGUCCCCGAGAUCCCGAGCCAUAGCCAAAGCCAGGACACCCGCACCCGCACUCGCACACACACACACACACAUCGUGGGGCCCAGGCACUGCCUAGCCUGACGAUGGCAAAUACCGCAACCAGUAAUCUACGAACUUCAGGAUAUCCACAAACAACUUUGCCAAAUAACAGGAGCUCGGCACGAUUGUCGGCGCCUCCAGUUCGCGUUGUCCUCGAUCCCGAUCCUCAGUCAACGCCGCAUUCUGCUGCUGUCAAUGAUACCGAAACUGAGAUCGAAGAGGAAGAGGAUAACGAUAACGAUAACAACAAUGAAGAUGAUGAAGAUUUGCAGAUUACAGGGGAGCAACGCGCAGAGUCUCCCUACAUAGAUACGCCAGUGGGACGAAUAACACACCUGCCGAGUUUCAUCCAGAGGGUGAUACAUUUUCGGCGACCCACCCCCACAGCACAACAACAUCAACAUCAUCAACAUCAUCAACAACAUCAUCAUCAUCAUCAACGAUAUGGCACUAGACAAACCAAUCUCACGUCUCGAGGCGUUGGGCCCAUGCAGCCCUUUGUAUCUGAACACUCAGGUCAGACACAGAACGCGAUGCCCACGGAUCGUUUCAUCCAAAGACAAGGAAGACUUUACAGGACCCAUCCCAAUUCAAGACCGCAUCAAGUACCAGCGCUUGCAAUCACUGAGCGGCGGAUUCGCGAGCAGAUUGAGCAAGCCUACAUGAGACAAGGUCACGGCCGUGGGAAUGGGAAUGGGAAUAGCGGUCCAUCCCCGUUUUCGCUUGAAGAAGGAGCCCAGCGGUUUUUCUAUGAUUUGGGUCCCUUUUCCAAUCAAGCCAUACAGCGGCAUCUUAUGAUUGGCGGAGGCGUGGGCGAAGCUGAGUUUGAUCGGCAGGUAAUGCAAACUAUCGAAGAGGACAAUCAACGAAUCAUCGAUGAUAGAAUACGGACCGAGAGCGAGUACAACCGGAAGUUUUUGCAGUCGAAAUUGAAACAGGCUGAAGUGAAACAGUCCAAGAAUACCCAUACAACCACCAUCAAGGCUGGAGAAUUGCUAGUCUGCGAGCUCUGUGGCGUCGUUUUGGGCGAUGGUGCGCCAGAGGACUUUAAAGGCGACCCUGGAUACAACGCCAACUUUGUCAAGUACACCCAGGAGUACAACACUAAGGCACCGUGGUUCUGCGUUUACCCGUUCACCGUGGCCGACGUUGAUCUAAGUAAACGGAUCUUUGUUGCCAAAUGCGGCCACACUUAUUGCGGCAGGUGUGUGAGAAACAUCGUUACGCGGCCCAAGAGCAAGGCAGAGAAGAACACGGUGACGGGUCCCACCAUCGGCAACCCUCAGAUUUUCGCUCCGCGGACUUGUAUAGCUGAUGACUGUGGCAAAAGGUUCCAGGGGAAAUCAUUUAUAGAAACCUUCUUUUGA
Messenger RNA from Lodderomyces beijingensis, 1506 nucleotides. Lineage: Eukaryota; Fungi; Ascomycota; Pichiomycetes; Serinales; Debaryomycetaceae. The record is from the annotation of a GenBank genome assembly.